This is a messenger RNA of Mucor mucedo, 417 nucleotides long. RefSeq lists its product as uncharacterized. Bases 1 to 417 code for a protein of 138 amino acids. NCBI's taxonomy places the organism in Eukaryota, Fungi, Mucoromycota, Mucoromycetes, Mucorales, Mucoraceae. Gene Ontology annotation, molecular function: SUMO transferase activity. Gene Ontology annotation, cellular component: synaptonemal complex. The transcript has 3 exons. Gene Ontology annotation, biological process: protein sumoylation; homologous chromosome pairing at meiosis; reciprocal meiotic recombination. The record is from RefSeq and is a predicted model, not a curated record.
AUGGACGAUAUAUGUGAUUAUUGUGGAAAUGGGCUGACAGAAUGGGAUUAUAUGACAGAAUGUGGUCAUGUCAUUUGCGGACCAUGUUAUCAUCGACAUAACCGCGUCUGUCCAAUCUGCAAAAAGCCUUGCAAAUUUGCAUUAAUAGGUGAUCAGACACCUUACAAUGGAGCGGGAUUUUUGAAACCAGUAAAGACCUUGAUGAAUGAUUCUGAAAAUAUCGUCAAUUUUCAAUUAUCAUGCCUGACACGACUCGUUGGGGUCCUAAGAUCCAAAUUAGCCAAACAAAAGGAGAUACUAAACCAAGUCAAACAUGAAUUAAGCCUAGUCACAGAGUAUAAACGAGAGAUACAUCGUUUAAGACAGGAGAAUGAGUACCUAAAAUCCAAAAUCAGAUCACGUGGAGCUGGAAAUUAA